CGUUGCAACCACUGUUGACAGUCAACAAUCAUGUGGUUCUCUACUUUAGCAUGUGUGACAUUGACAACUGCCGCAACGCUGCAACCAAUCACUUCGAGAAACAUCGAGGGAAGCGUACGUUCCUCCGAGUCCAACAGAAACAUCAUCGAGGAAGGAUGGGGAGCGGUGAAAUCACUAUUUGACAAUCCCUCGAAAAUCACAGACACGAUACACGAAGAUUUUGAUUCUUUGUCUACUUCAGCACACACGUGGUACGAAUCGCAAUUUCCAGACACGGGAGAGUCUUUCUGGGACAAAAUCAUAGAGCUCGGUCCAUAUGUCAAGGAUUAUAGUGACGAGCUUUUUCAUCACGCCAUGGAGCUGUAUCCAUCCGAAAAGCUCGCGGAGUUCAGGGAAUCUAUGGUUAACGUCACUGCCACUGCCACUGUACUGCACAAAGUCUGUAGUGACGCUGCAGAGGACAGUGGCGUCUCUCUCUACUCCGUAACAGAAGAACUUGAGGACAUCUUCACUGUCCUAUUCGAAGAGCUUAUGGAGAUGUUCCCGCCACCUAACGAGGCUCCUGGUCAUAACAACCGUACAAUCAUGAUCAGCACGGCCCUCGAUCGCAUUGAGCAAAGUUUUUUACAGGUCGCUACCAAGGUCGGAGUCAGCGAAGAAUUGUUGCAAAGUGACUCUAGUUCUCUCAAGUUCGCUGUUCAACAGGUUGCCGUAACCACAGGAGACCUUGUCGAACAGCACCCCGUCAUCGCCCGUGCCCUCUUGCUCGUUGCGAUUGAUAUCUUAUUACCUGAGAUCGAAAUCAGUGGAUGGCUUCUUCCCCAACUUCUCCGUUUGUUCGGAUUUGGACGGCAAGGACCAAUCAAAGGUGGAAUUGCUGCGUGGUUGCAACGUUGGAUAUUUGGUGCCACUAUCCCAAAGGGUAGCUGGUUCUCGGUGCUCCAGCGCCUAGCCAUGAUGAGUACAAAGCUUUAAGUAUCAUUGAAGUUGUUCGGGUUUCAGCAGUCGUUUGUUUCAUGUCAGGGAAAACCCUCGGGGUCUGUUUUUAUGUUUAUACUUAAGGGACGAUUUUUGAUACCUCAAGUGUAUUCCAGAUUACAUGUUGUAAAUGUGCUCGAGCAUCCACGAAAUUGAGCCUAGGAUCCAACCCAGUCAAGCAGUCUAUUUGACCUUCCCUGUUUUUUUUUCGCAGUUGA
Molecule: messenger RNA, 1196 nt
Organism: Suillus discolor
Lineage: Eukaryota; Fungi; Basidiomycota; Agaricomycetes; Boletales; Suillaceae
Exons: 6
Coding region: 31-975 (314 amino acids)
Source: RefSeq, a predicted model, not a curated record